Exserohilum turcica Et28A is the source of this 1611-nucleotide messenger RNA. RefSeq lists its product as uncharacterized. Bases 1 to 1611 code for a protein of 536 amino acids. Gene Ontology annotation, molecular function: tripeptide transmembrane transporter activity; dipeptide transmembrane transporter activity. Gene Ontology annotation, biological process: transmembrane transport. Gene Ontology annotation, cellular component: plasma membrane; fungal-type vacuole. Lineage: Eukaryota; Fungi; Ascomycota; Dothideomycetes; Pleosporales; Pleosporaceae. The transcript has 7 exons. The record is from RefSeq and is a predicted model, not a curated record.
AUGGUCUGGAUGGUAGCAGCCGUGGGGUUUUGGGAGAGAGCAGCCUUUUGGGGCCUUGCCGCUCCUUGGCAGAACUACAUGGAGAACAAUCGAAACUACACCAUGGAGCAGACACCAGGCGCCCUCGGUCUGGGCCAGUCCACGGCCACACGUGUCUUUUGCGGAUUUUUUGUCCUCUACUUCACCUGUCCGAUAUUCUUUGCCCCCAUAAUAGACAGCCGUCUCGGCCAGUACAAGACGCUUGUUGCCAGUCUGGCAAUAUACACUUUGGGUUGCACUGCUCUCGUCGCCAGUUCGGCGCCGAAAUUGCUCGACCGCGGAUCCGGAUUGCCGGGCCUUGCUGUGGCAAUGUUCUUGAUAGCCCUAGGAGGCGGAUGUUCGCAAGCCACCAUUAGAUCCUUCAUUGCCGCCCAGUACACGGAUAGGACGCCUCGACUUCAGAAGCGUCUGCCGUCGCAGAGCCGAUUUUGUACAAACACCAGAAAACGACUAGAACACACUAGCUUCUCCAAGUGGCUUCCACCUGCUGCAACAGAAGAAGUGGUUCUAGUCGACCCCGAGCUUACGCUCAAGUUCAUUUACACCUUGUUGUUCUGGGUAGGCAACGUAGGCGCCUUGCUCGUGUUCCCUAUUGUCUGUAUUGAGAGAUUUCAUGGUUUCUUUCCCGCAUAUCUUCUCGGCCUCGGCUGCGUAUCCAUGGCUCUUCUCAUGAUCAUCGCCGGCAGGAAAUCCUUUGUAAAACCCCCGCUUUCACAAAAUGUGACGCUACCAGCUGCCAAGGUUCUGCUUUGUGCUGCGCGCAGUGGAUUCAAUAUGGAGCAUGCAGAUCCCCAUUACCGGUCCGUCCAUGGUAAGAAAGCGGUGGCUUGGAGCAGCCAGUUUGUCGUCGAAAUCACCCGCGCACUGGGCGCUUGCAGGGUCCUCUUGGCAUUUGUCGUCUUCUACAUUUGCUUUGAUCAAAUGCAGAACAAUCUCAUCUCUCAAGCUGGACACAUGAAUAAGGGAAAAACGCCCAAUGAAGUUGUUCCCAGCAUGAAUCAGGUGGCCUGCAUAAUAGUCAGCCCCUUGGUGGAAUACGUGGUCGACCCUGCACUGUCGAAGCGGCGCAUUUACCUCCGACCCGUUACUCGCAUUGCGAUUGGCUUCAUCUUCAUUUCGCUUUCGAUGGCGUAUGCAGCCGUUGUGCAGCAUUUCAUCUACAUGUCUCCGCCCUGCUUCAGCCACCCAUCCCACUGCGAGAACAACCCGGGUGCUUCCCAACACCGGCCCAACAUUUGGAUCCAGACACCGGUAUUCGUGCUUAUGGCUGCAGGCGAGGUCUUUGCCAUGACUACGGCCAUGGAAUACGCAGAGCGCCAUGCUCCUCACGACAUGAAGGUUUUUGUGCAGGCUAUCAACAUGCUCAUCACUGGCGUCGGCUCUGUCUGUGCCAUGCUCAUUGCCGAAGCAGCGCACGACCCCUAUCUUGUGAUAUUCUACUCUUGCCUGGCUGGAGGCAUGGCAGCCACUACCGUCAUAUUCUACAUUCUUUUUCGAAACAAGGACAGAGACGCGACACAGUCACCACAUGACCCCGAAAACGCCAUAACGAAACUUGAGCCCGGUUCGUGA